CAUUUAAAAGCGGUUCUUCGAAAGAGAACUAUUGCAAUCAUCUCUCAACAUAAUCGCACUAAACCGUCGUAUGUUUGACAAUCAUUUAUUUUCAGAAACAAAAUAACGAGAUAAUAUAAUAAAGAAAGUAUCCAGUAGACAAACUUACUAGUAAGGGCGAGUUUUUUUUCGAUGACAAAUAGAAAUAUUUACGACGGCAUUUUCACAAACUGGGAAAAUCGUCAUAUUGUGGAAAAUGAAAGUUCAAAUCGUUUAGAAAACUCACUUUUAGGGCAUGGAUGCCAUAAUGAAGUCAUUUCUUCUGUUUGCUUGGACAGCAGCGAUGAUAACGAAGAAACGAAUAAUCCACCAAAUUUUGAAAAGACUAAAAAGCAUUUCCAUAUAUUAUCAAAACAGCGUACAUCUACUAAUCAAAAUGCAAUAAAUAGUGAUGGGACCUAUAGUAAUCUGCGUCUUGCAUCUCAACAGACAUCUCUUAACUUAUCGCUACCUGAUAAUGCAAUGGACGACUCUGAGCUUACUGAGCCCACUGCUUUAAUAUUAAACUAUAGCAAGCAUAAGUUUCUGCGUCCUUAUUUAAUAAUUUUGUAUAUAGUUGGGCUUAGUCCAAUAUCAACAGAUUUAAGCCAAUGCCGGCGGGUUCUAAGCCACUUACAAACAUUAUUGAUCUUUCUUUUAUUAGUAUUUGGACAUUUUUUACAAUAUCUGUGUUCGUUUCGAAGUGAUCAAGGGUAUAAUAUAUAUAAAUUAACCAGCUCAUCAAAUAAAACUAAUACGUACACAACUGGUGAAAUUUGCUUUGGAUACAUAAUCCCGAAUGCAGUAUAUGUAAUAGGAUUUUUAUUGGCAGUCUUCGUUUGUAAAUUAGGCGACAAUGAACAUUUACAAAACUUAAUAGAACGGGUUUUUCUUAUGUCCAAGAAACCCAUACGCUUAUGUCGUAGAUUGUGGGCGUAUAUUAUAUCUGGAUUACUUCUACAAAGCCUUUUUAUUGGAUAUGUAAUCUAUUCAGUUCUUAAACAAGCUCAGCUCAACCCAAUUUCACAAAUAAAAUUGCUUCCAGAGCUCCAGAACAAUAUGCAACUUUUUGGAGAAAUCGGCGUACUUUUAAUACUAUUUCUGCAGCACCUCGUCGAAACAAUUAUUUUGACCAAUUACAUUUUACAAUGUCAAUUACUAAGCGUAUACCUAGAAACAAUUUCGCACAAUCUUUUAAUGCGUUCUAUUGAUCCGUUAGAUUGGAUGCGGGAAUUGAUGGAAAUUAAAAAAUUGCUCGAAUACCUCAAUCGACGAAUUGCUUUACCAGUUUCUAUCUUUAUUGUAUUUAAUCUAUCCAACUGCCUUGCUGCAUUUAUACAUCUAUUUAGGAACAUUGAUAGUCAUUUCGCUGAUUUAAGGAUUCCAUUGUUUAACAUGACAAACGCUUUAUUAUGGUUAAUAUUGGGAUUGGUACCUUUUCUUUCGGCUGCAUCGCUGACUCAUGUUUGCCGCAGAACAAAAAAUAGUGGACAUGAGAUACGUAUUAGACGGUUUUGCUACCAAAAUUCAUCAAUUGAUGAACUUAAUUCCUUACUUAUCUUCACGUCAUCACUACGUUUAUCAGCCGAAGUAUUUUGGAUACCAAUAUCACCAAAUUAUCUGUGCUUCGUUGUUAUGUUUAUUUUUAUUAUAUUACUUACACUAGGAAUCUGUUCGAAUUUCUCGACAUUCAAAAAUUUAUAA
Molecule: messenger RNA, 1722 nt
Organism: Teleopsis dalmanni
Lineage: Eukaryota; Metazoa; Arthropoda; Insecta; Diptera; Diopsidae
Exons: 6
Coding region: 172-1722 (516 amino acids)
Source: RefSeq, a predicted model, not a curated record